GGACAGGCAGGCUUGAAUUAGAUUAUUACCUACAUCCAUUGGUUGACCCCCUCCUCCUCCUCCUCCUCCUUAGGCUCCCCUGGGGGCGGCCAUCGGUUGCAACGGGGGGCGAACUGACUCUACAUGGGUAUAAUAAUCGUCCUCCAGCCACCAGCGUCAGUAAAAGCCCAUUCAGUUCGUUUCCGGCGUUCCUGCUGAAGCCUCGUAAGAGUCGAGUCGAGUCCGCCGCCGCUCAUCGAAGUUACCCUCCUCCCUCUUUGAACACCGCCACCCCACGCCGAAAGGAGGGAUCUUCCACCCUCUCCGACGAUCGUGUACCGCAAUGGCGCCCAUCUCAGGAACCGUAGCGACGGUGAUCACGGCGUUGACGGCGGCCUUUAGGACCUCCGGCCCCGCUCUGCAGGCGCAGGCGGAGCAGAAUCACCUCCUGGCCGAGCUCGACUACGGCAACUUCCAGGGCGCCUACUCGGACCAGUAUAACAUCUCGUACUGGCAGAAGAUUCCCUACGCGGCGCCUCCCGUGGGUGAGAACCGGUUCCGGGGCCCGCAGCCCCCCGCGGCGGUGGAGGGUGUCGUGUAUGACUCUAGCCAGCCGUUUGAUAUGUGCCCUCAACGGACGGUCAACGGCUCCGAAGAUUGUCUGUACCUCGGCCUCUACUCCCGCCCCUGGACGCAAGACCAGCCCCUGAAGCCCGUUGUCGUCACCUUUUACGGCGGCGGCUUCAUCCAGGGCUCAGCCUACUUCAGCAUCCCGCCCUCGGCCUACCCGAUCCUCAACGUCUCAAGCUCGUCCGACAUGAUGUUCAUCUACCCAAACUACCGCACAAACGCCUUUGGCCUCCUCCCCGGGAAGCAGAUCGCCGCGGACCCAAAGUCGGAUCUGAACCCGGGCCUGCUGGACCAGGAGGCUGUGCUCAAGUGGACAAAAAAGUACGUUAAGCAGUUCGGCGGUGACCCGGACGACGUGACCAUCUGGGGCCAGUCUGCGGGCGGCGGCAGCGUGCUGGCGCAGGCCAUCGGCCGCGGGGGGCAGCAGAAGCUCUUCCGCAAGGCUAUGGCCAGCAGCCCGUUCUGGCCAAAGACGUACGCCUACGACAGCCCAGAGGCGCAGGCCCUCUACGACGAGCUCGCCUCCCGCACGGGGUGCGCCGGCGCCGAGGAUAGCCUGGCCUGCCUGAAGAUGGCGGACGUGCAGACGAUCCGGGACGCCAGCCUCGCCAUCUCGAGCUCGCAUGUCACGAACACUUCGUCCUUCACGUGGUCGCCUGUCAUCGACGGUGAGUUCCUCCGGGAGCCGCUCUCUGAGGCCGCCGCCACGGGGCGGGUGAACAUGGACCUGGCGUUCGCGAUGCACAACACGCACGAGGGCGAGAAUUUCCUGCCCGGCGGGCUCCAGAGCGCGACGGACGUCGGGUCUCCGCCGUUCAACUCGAGCGAGGCCUCGUUUGACAAGUGGCUGAGGGGGUUCCUCCCUGGCUUUGGUGACUGCGAGAUUGAGGGCGUCAAGAGGCUGUAUCCUGCGGCUGGCACGACGGAGACGAUUUCGUAUAACACGACGUAUGUGCGGGCCGGACUCAUUUACCGGGACGUCGUUCUGUCGUGUCCAGCGUUUUGGUUUUCGGGCGCAGCGCCGAAGGGGGGUUGGUUGGGCGAAUACUCACUCAACCCGUCCAAACAUGCUAGUGAUACCGUCUGGGUGAGUUUUGGUGUCUCUUCAUGGAAGAAUCUAGUCGGUGGGUUGCUAACAGAUAUGCAGUGGAAUCAGGUCAAUGCCGUGCAAAAGACGGACCCGGCACGCUACCAAGGCUAUGCCGGAGCGUUUGCGUCUUUCUUCCAAACGGGUGACCCGAAUGCGCUCAAAUUGUCGGCAUCAACGGAAGCUGGUGUACCGCCCCUCAAGGACAGCAAGGAAUGGGUCGUCAACCCCGAGGGUUUCGCGACUACUGACCUAGGGCAACUAGAGAAGAGAUGUGGAUUCUGGAAAAAGACGGCUGCGAAGAUACCCAUUUGA
Colletotrichum scovillei is the source of this 2011-nucleotide messenger RNA. Its product is annotated as carboxylesterase. The record is from RefSeq and is a predicted model, not a curated record. The transcript is spliced from 3 exons. Bases 323 to 2011 code for a protein of 562 amino acids. NCBI's taxonomy places the organism in Eukaryota, Fungi, Ascomycota, Sordariomycetes, Glomerellales, Glomerellaceae.